CACAUGUCGCUCAUCUUAUAACAUUUGGCAUGCAUGUUGCAGCAUAUUUCUCAAAACCACAAUUUGUGACAAGUGUCUUAACCAUUGUUUAUAUGGCGGCAGUUUUAUUUUAUACGAACAUGACAAACCAAGAAGCUUUCAGCGUUAUACCAUAUUUUGGUAUAAUAUUUCCAACUAUUAUGAUUUCUAGACUUUUUGAAGAAACAAAUGCUUAUGAAAGUAAAUUGAUUGGUAUACAAUGGAGCAAUUUUUUUAUUUCUGGGCGACCAGAACAUUAUGGUAUUAUAGGAAGUCCAGGUUUUAUCUUUCUUUUUUCAAUCUUGGGUGCUGCGAUACAUUUUACACUUGCAGUAUAUAUAAAU
Messenger RNA from Wasmannia auropunctata (little fire ant), 362 nucleotides. RefSeq lists its product as uncharacterized. The annotation marks the transcript as partial. NCBI's taxonomy places the organism in Eukaryota, Metazoa, Arthropoda, Insecta, Hymenoptera, Formicidae. The transcript is spliced from 3 exons. The record is from RefSeq and is a predicted model, not a curated record.